Messenger RNA from Girardinichthys multiradiatus, 1335 nucleotides. RefSeq lists its product as uncharacterized. The record is from RefSeq and is a predicted model, not a curated record. Bases 154 to 1107 code for a protein of 317 amino acids. The transcript is spliced from 4 exons. Lineage: Eukaryota; Metazoa; Chordata; Actinopteri; Cyprinodontiformes; Goodeidae.
UCCAUCUUCCUCCAGCUCCACAUAACAGUUCAGAGGGGGCGUUCACUGCCACCUGUGAAAAGGUGCAGCUGCUGCCCAUCUCCACAGUAUCACUGUCCAUUUUGUGGGCCUGGAUUUUUUAAACCCACAAAACUGUCAAAGAUCAAGAUCCAUAUGAAUGGUCAUUUUAAUAAAGCUGUUUCCUGUGGAGAUUACACCAUUCAUAGAUGUGGACUCAGUUGCAGGAAACAGCAACACUUUCAUUGUUUGUACUGUACAGCUACAAUACUCAGGAAAAGAGACCUCAAAGUCCAUCUUUCAUGCUGCCACAUAAAACAUACAAGAACUCCUCCAAGCCCUUUUUCCCCUGUCCUGGAGCAAGAUUCUGAUAAUCCUGCCUGGGACCCAAACCUUACAGUGUCCAUCCCGACCCUAAGCCCUAAAACAUUAAAUCAGAGCCUAAGCCUUCCAACAUCUGCCUUGAGAUCCAGUUCUGCAUCCUUUUUCAACGUUCCAAGUUGCACAAUUGUUGACAGUAGCACAAAGGUAGUGGAGGUGCUUCCUUUGCGGCUGACACAGAUCGUUCUCUAUAUGCUUCCUCGAGACCCUCUAGUUCCCACAUGCUUAGAACAACCCCUCAAGGUCGCGCCCCGUCGCUCUACUGACCAUGAUGGCAUCAGUGCAGAAGAGAAUCAUAUAAAGAUGAAGACCCAGGACCAUGGCUAUGGUUGCAAGCUUGUUAAUGCAGAAGUUAAAAAACUCCACAUAACAGUUCAGAGGGGGCGUUCACUGCCACCUGUGAAAAGGUGCAGCUGCUGCCCAUCUCCACAGUAUCACUGUCCAUUUUGUGGGCCUGGAUUUUUUAAACCCAUAAAACUGUCAAAGAUCAAGAUCCAUAUGAAUGGUCAUUUUAAUAAAGCUGUUUUCUAUGGAGAUUACACCAUUCAUAGAUGUGGACUCAGUUGCAGGAAACAGCAACACUCUCACUGUUUGUACUGUACAGCUACAAUACUCGGGAAAAGAGACCUCAAAGUCCAUCUUUCAGUCUGCCACACAAAAUAUACAAGCGUUCCUCCAACAUCUGACCAGGAACCAGACUCGUUCUCCUUUGGAGCCAAGUGUCCAUGACCCAGGCCAAUAACGUCCUACCAGAACCGCAGUCCUAAACUGCCUGUCCUAUACUGUCUUGUCCAGGGUGUGAGUGAGCGCAUGCCAUUGAGUACUAUGUUGGUUUUCUCCCCAGAUGUGUGACUGUAAAAUACAAUUGCUAUUAUUUUUGUUCCAAUAUUAAGGUUUUUCAGUUCUGUGAUAUUUCGUUGAUUUAUUUUUUUCUUAAAUAAAUCCCCUUUUAUGUGA